Symbiodinium natans is the source of this 1581-nucleotide messenger RNA. NCBI's taxonomy places the organism in Eukaryota, Dinophyceae, Suessiales, Symbiodiniaceae. The record is from the annotation of a GenBank genome assembly.
AUGGAGCAAAGUGAGCCGGAUGAUGCUGACUGUGAGGUUCUCAAAGACCAGCAGAUGGUGAGGUUGGCUGAUGGCGGCUAUGUGGAUGACACGGCCGUUGCAUUCAUCAUCAAGCACCUGCAGGACAAUGGUCUAGGUGAGGACUUCCGAAUCGUCCUGUUCAUGAACACUACAAGCGAGGGUGUGCAGAUGGGCAGCCACACCAUACCUCAGGCCAUUGCACGGCUUUUUGGAGAAUCCAAAAGGGGCUCCGACCUUGACAACUUCCCCGUGGUAGGCUCGGUCAGCUUUGAAACGGUGUCUGCACAUGUCUUCCAGAAGGCGGCUUGGGACAACGUCCAAGAGAAGUGGGCAAUCCCUGAAGAUUCGAAGCUCCGUUUACGGCACUUUGUACUGCAGGUGGAAACGGUUAAAAACCUAGCCUUCGGCAUCAAGGCAGGGGACCGGGGAGAACUCUUUAUCUUCAUAUCUGAACACUCCGGAGCCAGCAUCGUCCCUGUCACAGAUGACGACUUCCAGAAAUAUAAGGAGAUCUACACCAAGACUCGUAGCAUGAUGAAAGAGCGUCACGAGCGCGUCGAUUCCGUCCUCAAAGCUCUGGGAACCACAGCAGCAGCUGGCAGUGUGAAGGUCAAAGUUGCCUUUUCAGGUGGGGGCUGGCACAGUCAUACCUGCCAUUCAGCUUGGUUUGCAGCCAUGCUUGAUGCGCCUUGGGCGCCCAAGCUCAAGGAAAUCCUGUGGAAUGUCGAUGUGAUGGCUUCCAACUCCGGGGGCAGCUGGUUCUUGUCGAUGCUGGCCUUCUCCAAGGCCUUCUGCGACGCUUUGGAAGUCAAGACAAGCCGAGACCAGUGGGCCAUCUUAAGUCCGGACGCUGAUGCCACUGAUGCCAAUGGCUUCCUGGAGCAAACACGGAGGGCAUUUGGUGGCACCCUCUUCGAGGGCAACUUUUGGGGCUUGGCUCGGCUCUUUCGCUUGGCCAUGAGCUAUCGCUUCGACUGGCCUGCUGCGGUCAAAGGCUUGGUUUACGCGCCCUAUGACAUGAAGACCGAGUUGGAGAACGCGAGUCUCUCUGGGGCGUGCGUGGAUUGGGUGGAGGCUCCGGACAGCAAAACCCUCCUGUUUGCGACUUCGCUCAUGACUGAAGAUGUGGUACUUUGUCAGAACGGCCUGCUGAAGGACGAGCAGAUGUAUGAUGCGAAAGUUGAAGGGCAGAAGAUGUUCACGCCGGUGUUUUUUGCCCGCACUCCUUUGAAGCGAAGCCGUCCGCACUUCUUCUCCGUUGGAAAGGAGGUGGCGCUUGCCUACAAAAGCAACACUACUGUCACAUCUCAUCCGCGGGGCGAAAUUGCUGUGAAUCAGGAGGACAGGAGAGAUGGCCUUCGAGACAGCGCAGCCGGAGUCAAGGUCAUGGAUGCAGCCACGGCUUCAUCUGCAGCAGCGGCGCUGGUGGCGAGCACGAAGAUCUUUGACAUUCUUAUGCAGGCAAGCUUUCGGGGAGAGGAAGAGGCAACAGCCCUCCUUGCUGCAGCAGGAUGUGCAGGAUGUGAAAGCCCUGACGCAAAGCGGCAGAGGAUUCUUUAG